Messenger RNA from Acyrthosiphon pisum (pea aphid), 2306 nucleotides. RefSeq lists its product as uncharacterized. The record is from RefSeq and is marked validated. Lineage: Eukaryota; Metazoa; Arthropoda; Insecta; Hemiptera; Aphididae.
AGUCUGCAGUAAGUUGGUGCAUUUAAAUAACAUUUUAAUAUAGCAGCUGCUCAGAGUUCUACUACCCACGACAGUCUUAUCUAUUACCGUGCUUCUACCACAGAAUAAAUGAAAUCAAUUAUAUAUUCGUAAUCACUAAUCAGUGUUCAGUGAAAUCGACAACGUUUCAGUUGUUAGCUUACGGUGUUCGCUGUGACACUGCUUAUUACUUACUCGUUUCUCGUUGUGUUUCCACCAGUGUCUCAACUCUCGGUCGAUCUUUGCGAACCAGACUACAGAGUUAUGAAAAUUAUGAAAAGCCAUGCAUCGAUGGUCUACACGCAUCAUAGGAACUUAAUGUCAAAUUGUGUCAUAGCCAAAGCGUAUUCUUAACCAGAAUCAUAUAUCCAGCAACGGCGUUCAAUAACCAGCACAUACGUCUUCUAGUCAAUCAAUUCCUACCAUCAACAUGAGUUCAGCUGAUCGUUCAAUAUCAUCUGGGUUUCCGAUACGUCAAUGGAUGAAAUCUAAAAUAAACGAUCGAUAUGACCUAGACCAACCAUCAUUUUCUCCAGAAGAAACAGAUGACAGCUUUUUUUUGGUUCGUUAUUUAAAACCAGACACAGUAAAUCAAAAACGCAGUGAUAACACUAAAAAUAAAUCAACUGAAGAAAAUUUAGCAGAAAAAACAGUUCAAAAUUUAAAAAAUAUGCCUCCAGCAUUAAUUGUUACGGAAACACCAGAAUUUAAGGGACAUACACUUGCUUGUCAACGCUUCAUUACAAAUACUUGUGCUGAUGCAGUAGCAGCUGCAAGUUUGGGUGAAAAUAUAACUGACCCUCCAAAAUCAUUAGGAAUUGAUGAUGGUUUUAAAAGUGGAGCUUCCGAAUGUGGUAAAUCUAUUGUGGCUAUGGCACAUCAAAUGGUGUCUGGACGGAGAGCAUAUCAAGGACGUUCUUCGGGUCCUCAAGAUAUUCUUGUCGUAGGACCGUCACCAUCAAUGUUAUCUAAGCGACGGAACAGCAAAUCGCUCCCAGCCAGUCCCAUAAGUUCACCACCUGGAUCACCACGAUUGAUGCGUAAAAAUCCUUAUUUCACAGCACCGUUUCAAGAAGAAUCAUCUGGAGAUAAACAUGGCUCAUCGUGGAUAUUAUCAAACUUAUUUUCACACAGAGCUGAUUCACAAGAAGAAUUAUCUGAUAAAGAAUCUAAGCGAUUCCCUAAACCAUUGUCUUCCACUAAUUUAUCCAUAAAACCCAAACCUACAGAGCUGAGAGAGAUGAACUUCUGGACACCUACAUCAAUGUAAUCAUUCAGGCUAAAAAAAUUAUUUUAUUUAUAAAGAUUUUCUGCACUUUUGGUUAUAUUAUUAAUUUGUGUUGUUGGAAUUAUUUUAUAUGUAUCUUAUUUUUCCCUUAUAAUCUCCUUAACUUAGUACCUGUAAAAAUCAUUUUUAGUUUUAAGUUUACGUUGUUAUUUUCUUUAUCUUUUUUUGUUUAAUUUUAUAAUAUUAAGUACCAAAAUAAUUAUGAUAUGAAGACAAUACAUUGUAUAGUGCGCAUCUUUUAUACAUAUAAGAUAUAACUGUAUGAGUAAUCUUUAUAUUUUAAUAUCAAUAAUCUAUAUUUAGACAAUUUUUUGUUUAUUAAUCACUCCUAAAAGUUUGUUUACAUUUUUUUUUACUCAAGUAUUAAUAUAAACCAAAUGUAUAAUAUAAUUUUAUUUCUCAAAAUUGAAUGAAUGCAAAAAUAUAUAUCAUUGACAUUAUUGUCAUUUACUCUAAAUACUGUGAAUAAUUUAUAAUAUGCAUAUAAUUAUGCACAUUGUCAUAACGGCAAAAAUAAUGUUUGUUUUAAACAGUCAAUUAAAAAAGUGAUGUGGCCAAUAGUGCAAACGACAUUAAGACAGUAAUCUAUCAAAUUAUCUAUUUUAAAAUUAAUUUGCUUUGCAUAUCAUACUCAUAGAACAAUGCUACAAUUGUAUCAAUGAUAACAAUUUAAAAACAAAUAAUCUAUGGUUUGAAUGAAUGAGCUAUAUAUUAAUAUCAAAAAAACUCAUUACAAUUAUCCAAGGUCAUUGUCAUUCACCGAUCCAAACUAUUAUUUACAUGUUUUAUUUAUUAUAAGCUAGAGAGAAAAUUAUUUCUAAUCUAUUUAGGUAUUUUAAAUUAUUAGUCUACUACAAAUCUAGGGAAAAAAGUCCCUUACCAACAAACACUAAACAAUCAAUGAUUAUGCUUUAAUUUUUGAUAUUAUGUAUUAUUUACUUUAACAUAAUGUAUUGUCGUGAUUUAAAUAAGUUAAUAUAAUUAUAUUUUUGUAUUUUCA